Molecule: messenger RNA, 258 nt
Organism: Didymosphaeria variabile
Lineage: Eukaryota; Fungi; Ascomycota; Dothideomycetes; Pleosporales; Didymosphaeriaceae
Gene: RPB10
Product: DNA-directed RNA polymerase II subunit L
Exons: 3
Coding region: 1-258 (85 amino acids)
Biological process (GO): transcription by RNA polymerase I; tRNA transcription by RNA polymerase III; transcription by RNA polymerase II
Cellular component (GO): RNA polymerase II, core complex; RNA polymerase I complex; RNA polymerase III complex
Molecular function (GO): DNA-directed RNA polymerase activity; DNA binding; zinc ion binding
Source: RefSeq, a predicted model, not a curated record
AUGAUCAUCCCCAUCCGCUGCUUCAGUUGCGGAAAGGUGGUCGGCGAUCUAUGGGAGUCUUACCUCGAGAAGCUUGACUCUGGCAUGUCCGAUGUGGAGGCCAUCGACGCUUUGGAGCUUCGACGCUACUGCUGCCGCCGAAUGAUUCUUACCCACGUCGACCUUAUUGAGAAACUGCUCAAGUACGUCAACUCACAAGCCGUCAUGGAGUGGCGCCGCGAAUUCCACAAGAAGCAGGGGUUGGAGCGCGCCGGUUGA